AUGGUGGAGACUAUGUUGGCCAUGUCGAAGAAGGCGCGCACCCUGCGGAAGAAGCUGAGGCAGAUAGAGACAUUGAAGGUCAUGAAGCAGAGUGGGCAGAGGCUGCUAGAGGAGCAGGAGAUCAAAAUCGCGUCUGAAGAAGAGUUCCGAAGAAACCUGUUCGAGCUUGAAUCGAUCCUCAAUGCUGAGGAUGGGGAGUCUCCCGAUGAAGACAGCUCGCAAGCUCACAGAGAAGUCCAUGAAGAUGCUGGCGUCUCGCUCCCGACAGAAGACGCUCCUCAGGAAGAGGACGCUGAUACUGCGGAAGAACACGCUUUCAACGCAGACUCUUUUGAUCCCGGGGAACAGGAGGGGAACGAUGACGAUGGAUGGGUAGUGAAGGGAAGAGGAAGGAAGCAAGUCCCCUCCAUGAAGAAACAUUUCUCUGCCAGGAUCGAAGUCUCGAGGAUUCAGAGGUUGGGUCAGCUCUUGCAAGAAUCUCAGGAGGAGGCGAAGGGGGAGGAGGAGGCAGAGCAGACAAGCUCGCAGGAUGUGAAACACGUCGUUGAAGCGAGCAAGGCGAAAGAGGAGAAGAGAAAGUCGGCCGAAGACGAGGAGGAGGAGAGAGUUGCGGAGGGGUGGAAGGAGGGGUACCUGAGGCAAACUUCGAUUGAAGCGCAUAGAAACGCUGUGUCUAGCGUGUUUGUCACCAAAGACAAGCUGCUGUCUGGAGGAUUCGAUGGAGCCUUCAAGGUGUGGGAACUUGCCAGCGGGACGCUGCUGAAGACCCUGGGCGGCCACACGAGUGUCGUGAGGUCAGUGGCCGGGGAUGACAAGGAGCUUUACAGCGCGUCCGACGACUGCAUGCUCAUCGUAUGGGAUGCUGCGUCAGGAAAGAUGUUGAGGAGCAUAAAUUGUUUCGCUCCCAUCCGCGCGAUGAAAGUUUCCUUCUCCAAGUCCCUGAUCGUCACUGGGCAUUCAGACAAGACCGUCAGACUUUACAAGGCUGGCAGCGAGGGGACGGUGAACGCCAUGCAUACAUUCAGGGCGCACGAGGGUCGCAUCCUCAGCCUAGAGCUCUGCAGAGACGCUCAGAUCCUGAUCAGCACCGACGAAAGGGGAGGGAAGAGGUGGAAGGAAGAGGAGAGAGGAGGAUCAGCUGUACAGAGGAGCUGCGAUCGUGUGGGACUUGGAGAGCAAGACGAAACUUUACUCGUGCGAGAGAUCGCAGGAGAACCUCGUGCGUAA
Messenger RNA from Guillardia theta CCMP2712, 1227 nucleotides. RefSeq lists its product as hypothetical. Lineage: Eukaryota; Cryptophyceae; Pyrenomonadales; Geminigeraceae. The transcript is spliced from 10 exons. Gene Ontology annotation, molecular function: protein binding. Bases 1 to 1227 code for a protein of 408 amino acids. The record is from RefSeq and is a predicted model, not a curated record.